AUGUCUAGCACAGAGCCAGUGCAAGCGGUUGUAAACAUACCUCGAAGACGCCGUAGAACCAGUCCGGUGAAUGCACAUACAGUCCCGGACACUGCGAAUAGUGACAGUCAGCUUAUCAGUGAUAAGCUCUAUGUCCACCUUCCGCCCAACAUCUCGAAAGAGGAUAUUUUCAUGGCGUUGCAGCACUGUAAUCCGGUAGACAUCCAGCUUUCUCACCACACGGAUCACAUCAGUGGACACGUCCAAUUUGCCACCGCGGAUCAAGCCGAACGGGUGUAUGUCCUUUAUAAGGGCAUCAAACUAAAAAACGGCGAGUCUUUGCAUCUUCGAAGCCAGUUUGAUGAACAAGAGGAGAUCGUGGAAUCGUCAAAGGAUGAUCGGAUACUGCAAGUCAGUGGUCUUCCUCUGGACAGCUCCCUCGACCAUCUCUACGAUUUAUUCCGCCCGUUUGGUCCACUGAGAAUGUGCAAAAUUAAUCCAACGCAUCGUAAUGCACAAACGAAAACCGCUUCUGUCCAAUUUCUACGGUCGGAAGACAGCGAAAAAGCGGAAGCCGCCAUGCAUAAGGCAUUGAUCCGAAAAAAUAUCAUUCAUGUUGUCCCUUAUGUAGCAUCUCAGUCCAAUAGAACACAUGUGAGCGGUCGACAGUCCACAAUUGUAAAAUCGAAUAAUCAGACACGCCGUCGUGGGAAGCCGCAUCCAAGUUUGCAGUCAGAUCCGCAGACCAUGGUGGAUUACAGCAACUUGUACAUCCGAAAUUUGGAUUUGAGAUUGCGGAGUUCGCACCUUUUCAAUGCUUUUCGAUCCUUUGGACACAUCGUCUCAGCUUGUGUCAUGAGAGAUCGUCGUACCAAGGACUCCAGAGGGUUCGGAUUUGUCAGCUUCAGUACGGCCAAUGAAGCCUGCUACGCCAUGCAAAAAAUGAAUGGUACUUGUCUUAUGUCCAGACGUAUCAGUAUUGCCUUUCAUGAACCCAAAAAACGCGAACGAAGAACAUCCGUGAUGGUCGAACCAACCGCGCCAAAGUUCAACGAUCCUCCGAGCACUUUUGCCGUAUCGUUUAACCCGCCUCCUCCUACAUCUUUUCCCGCCGAUGCAUUAUAUUAUCCAGUUCUUUUCACCUCUGAUUCAAAUGCCGCCUUAUCAUUGACAGCCUUCCAACCCAACGCUUUCAUUCCAUCUUCUAUGCCCCCUCUCAUGCCGUCCGUCGAUGCAACAGGUCAACCGUCCGUCAAUCCUUUCCAGUCUUUUUCAUGGAUGAACGUGUCGAACACUAUUCAACCAGACUGUGGAGUGGUUGUCCCUACAUACGAGUAUCCCGUAUCGUUCCCUCAAGAACCCACUGAAUAUCCAUGGAAUAUGUAUGGCACGGAAGCAUCGCAGUCCCCAUUUCUAGCGGAUAUCAUGCUUUAUGUGCGACGCCAACGUCUCUUUAAUGCUGUUGCUCAACUCACGGAAUUUGAGCCGAGCAUCGACACUAUCGAUAUGCUGUUAACUUUGGGCAUCGCAGAACAAUCCUUAUGCUUUUUCAAUCCCACUUUUCUGAAAACCAAAGUUCAGCUGGCUCAAAUGUCCGUUGAAGCAUUCCAAAAAAAACGCUAA
Messenger RNA from Radiomyces spectabilis, 1602 nucleotides. RefSeq lists its product as uncharacterized. The record is from RefSeq and is a predicted model, not a curated record. Gene Ontology annotation, cellular component: ribonucleoprotein complex; nucleus; cytosol. Lineage: Eukaryota; Fungi; Mucoromycota; Mucoromycetes; Mucorales; Radiomycetaceae. Gene Ontology annotation, molecular function: poly(A) binding; poly(U) RNA binding; mRNA 3'-UTR binding. The transcript has 6 exons. The coding region runs from base 1 to 1602 and encodes 533 amino acids.